CCCUUGACUUCUUGGUGACUUGGCAGUGUGUGUCGCAGCUUACCUCCAUCCCUGCAAGAUGUCUUGCUACGACCUGUGCUCCACCUCUGCCUGCGGCGUCCUCCGCCCCCAGCCUCUCGCUGACAGCUGCAAUGAGCCGUGUGUCCGUCAGUGCCCGGACUCCACUGCCGUGAUCCAGCCACCCCCAGUCGUCGUCACCCUCCCUGGCCCCAUCCUCAGCUCCUUCCCCCAGAAUGCAGUUGUGGGAUCUGCUGGAGCUCCCGUCCUUGGAGCUUCUGGGGGCUUUGGGGGCUAUGGGGGUCUGUGGGGCUAUGGGGGCUAUGGCUAUGGGGGUCUCAAUGGCUAUGGGAGCUCCUCCCUGGGUUACAGGGGCCUCUAUGGCUAUGGUAGACCCUACGGUGCUGGUUAUUGCAGCCCUUACUCCUCCUGGUCCAGCAGGUACAGCCGUGGCACCUGUGGACCCUACUAAACCCUGCAAAAAUAUUCCCUUGAUUAGGGAAUAGCGGGCAACCGAGAGAUACAAUCUCAAAGGUCUACAGCAGUGAUCCCAAAGAAAGUGUUGAGAAUUCCUCACCAUUGCUGUGGAGCUGGGAACACACAACACUUCCUUAAUUUCUCCACCUCCUACUCAUGGUCUUUGGGGCUUUUUUUCCAGCAGUAUAUGUAAUGGGUGUGAUAAACCAAUUUAUGUUAUAAGAUGGCACUUCACUGUCAAAGCACAAUUAUGGAACUGCCUCCACUCUGAUCACUUUUUGAUAUUCUACAAUGCUUGCCUGUGAAUGUCUACUUCUCAUUAAAAUGAUUCUA
Cuculus canorus (common cuckoo) is the source of this 807-nucleotide messenger RNA. Its product is annotated as scale keratin-like. Gene Ontology annotation, cellular component: intermediate filament. The record is from RefSeq and is a predicted model, not a curated record. Gene Ontology annotation, molecular function: structural constituent of cytoskeleton. Lineage: Eukaryota; Metazoa; Chordata; Aves; Cuculiformes; Cuculidae. The transcript is spliced from 2 exons. Bases 59 to 469 code for a protein of 136 amino acids.